UUUAACAAGAAAGAAAAAAAAAAGGGGCAUGGCAUGAGGUUUGGUACUUUUGGUAGGCCACAAUUUCCCUCCAAUACACACACUAUUCUGCCGUCCCUCCCUGCUACUCUUCUUUUGUUUCUAUGUUUACUUUUUUCUCUCUUUCUGCCUUCUUGGUCAGAAGAUACUUCCUUCCACCAUCACCACUCCAUCCAUUUUCACUUGUCAUCACAUAUCAUCAUCAUAGAGAUUCAUUCAUAGUGACUUGUGACUUGUGAUCACACAUCAAAGAAAGACUCUUUCACUCUAUCUACACCCAUCUGUUUCACACACACCCUUCACUUCACUUACCCCCUUUUCAAAAGCCCAUUUUUUUAUUCAUUUUUUUCCUUCCUCUUCCCAUUUCCCAACUCAAACUCUUUUGUCUUUUUCUUCUCUUCUCUUUUACUACCCUUUUUCCCCCUUUAACUUCCUCUACUCUUGCAUUCUUCUAUCUAAACCCUAGAUUUCAAAUCUGGGGUUUUGUUUUCUGCCAUCUUACAAGUCUCAGUUUUCUCAAUAAAAUCCAAGAUUCUGAUUUUCCUACAUUUUUUUCCUGUAUAUUUUUUGUGGAUGCAGAGUUUCACUUCUAUAAAAAGAAAGAUUUUUCCUUUCUUUGGUGGGGUUCUUAGAUUUGUAUAGGUGAACGAAAAUCCUUGCAAAAACCUUGUAUUUGAGCUUGUUUAAGAUCUUUUUGGAGUUGUACUGGGUUUUAGAAUUUAGAUCCCCUUAUUUUUAGUUAAUAAAGAUUCAAUUUUUGGUUAAAGAUUCAAUUUAGGAGUAAAUCUAGGUUAACCCCUUUUAUAUCUAUAUCUACUUAAGAAGUUUGAUUUUGGAAGAUUUAAGAGGGUUUUAAAUUUUAACAUAGUUGCAUUGGUACUAAUCUCAUAGUAAAUGCAUGAUGGAUAGUAGAGAGGCUAUGUCAUUCUCUGGUGUCCCUGGUUCAUAUUACAUGCAUAGAGGAGGGGUUGAUGUUGUAGGGUCUGGUGGCUCUGGAGGGUUCCAAGUACCUCCUGGAUUCAGAGCUAUGCCAAACACUGGCAUUAUAGCUCAGCCAAAUGUUAGGGGUCAAGGUAGUAAUGUUGACUCUAGUUCAACAUUUCCAAUGGAGACUCAGUCUCAUCACUCUCAUGGCAAUUUUAAUCAUGGCAUUAAUAUUGGUGCAUCUUCUGGGGGACCUUCUAGUGAGCCUGUGAAAAAGAAAAGAGGGAGACCGCGGAAAUACGGUCCUGAUGGAUCGGUUUCUUUGAAACUGUCUCCAAUGUCUGCCCCUGCUACUAUUUCUACUCAGGGUUCAUCCACACCUUCUGAUAAACGGGGUAGAGGCCGCCCUCGUGGAUCUGGAAGGAAACAACAGCUAGCAACAUUAGGUGACUGGAUGACCAGUUCAGCAGGGUUGGCUUUCUCGCCUCAUGUUAUCACCAUUGGAGCUGGGGAGGACAUCGCAGCAAAGCUAUUGUCGUUAUCACAGCAGAGACCAAGGGCUCUGUGCAUCUUGUCGGGCACUGGGAUAGUUUCUGCAGUUACUCUCCGACGACCUGCCUCUACCAAUGCCGGUGUAUCUUUUGAGGGAAAAUUCCAAAUAUUAAGCUUGUCUGGUUCUUAUUUGGUUGCUGAAGAUGCUGGACCAUCCACUAGAACGGGUGGCAUAAGUGUUUCUCUUUCUAGCCGUGAUGGUCAUGUUAUUGGUGGCGGCGUUGCUGUUCUUAUUGCCGGAAGCCCAAUACAGGUGGUGGUGUGCAGUUUUGUAUACAGUGGUAGCUCAAAGGUAAAGACUAUUAAGCAAGGGGCCACUACCACCAAUGGUGAAAGUUCAGAGGCUCACGAUGAUAAGCUAGCUUCUCCAGCCAGUGCUCCACCUAGUCAAAACUACAUCUCUUCUCCACCAGGCAUGUGGCCCAGACCACAGGCAUCAGACGUGAAAAGCGCGCACACACAUACUGGCUUCGACUUGACAAGAGGAUGAAAAUUGAAGAGAUGUUAGUUUUGUAUAUACCUGUUGUUGUAAAUUAGUUUGAGUUUGUGAGCAUUGUGACUUAGCUUGUUAUCCUCAUUACUUGGCGACAAGUUUUCACUAACAUGCUGAAACAAAAGAAUUAUUUAUGAUUCAAGUGACUACUAUUCUUGUUUCAUCCAAAAUGUCUGGUCUAGUGAAAUGAAGGUGAAACAUACACUCCGGUGGAAUGUUUAUAUUCUCGAGUUCUGAGAAUCUCACUUUGAUGUCUGCAGAAAGUGUAAGGCUACAGCAUUUGUUUUAUAUCUGUUUAUCAUGCAUUAUAACUUAAUGUUUCUCUACA
Trifolium pratense (red clover) is the source of this 2315-nucleotide messenger RNA. RefSeq names its product AT-hook motif nuclear-localized protein 5-like. Lineage: Eukaryota; Viridiplantae; Streptophyta; Magnoliopsida; Fabales; Fabaceae. The transcript is spliced from 5 exons. Bases 917 to 1984 code for a protein of 355 amino acids. The record is from RefSeq and is a predicted model, not a curated record. Gene Ontology annotation, molecular function: minor groove of adenine-thymine-rich DNA binding.